Messenger RNA from Hypoxylon trugodes, 3363 nucleotides. RefSeq names its product HbrB-like protein. Gene Ontology annotation, cellular component: TORC2 complex. The transcript has a single exon. Gene Ontology annotation, biological process: TORC2 signaling. The coding region runs from base 307 to 2970 and encodes 887 amino acids. NCBI's taxonomy places the organism in Eukaryota, Fungi, Ascomycota, Sordariomycetes, Xylariales, Hypoxylaceae. The record is from RefSeq and is a predicted model, not a curated record.
GGGUGCCGUUAUAGUUACGUCUAUUCAUGUACACUAGUCCGUAUCCCUGUACGAACAUACCUCGAUCCUACUCUCUUUUUUUCUUGUUAUUAUACCAUCCAUCUUCUUAGUAUCACGAUUGCCGAUAAACGUAUUCGUCAGCUGUCCGAUUGACCACCAUAGUGACAUUGCGACGAACCGAAGAACGCAAAUCCAUACCUCUCGGAGGGGGUUAGUGGUUUAGUUGGCGCCGAUCAUUGAUCACAUAUAUCACAGGAGAAGCAAGAUGUAACAAGGACUAGGAACUUGGGACGUUUCGAUCAGACCAUGCAACCAGUACGACCCCAGCAAAGAGCCCCCGGGAGCUUCUCUCCCCUUCCCGGAAGUAUCUCUUCGGCCUCCACCGCCGCAGCCGCAGCUGCAGCCUCCUCUUCCUCAGCUUCUUCAGCAGCUGCUGCAGCCGCCGCCUCUUCAAGACCCCAAAUACGAAGGAUAGAUACAUCUUCGAGCGACGAUACCAUUUCCAUUCCUAAAGCGCGAGGGCCUCAGAGUCCUUCUAAUUCAGCUCACUCUCCUAACAUCGCAAGCCCAUCUUACGCGAAUAGUCCUUAUAACUUCUCUCGUCCGACCGCUAGACCCAGUCUCGAACUUCCUCAACCGAGAACCGCCUCGCCAUUAACCUUACCACCCGCUCGCGCCGGCCACAUAAGGAAACACUCGCAAACCCAAGGCCUCUUUGAGCCCACCUUGCCUUCUACAAGCACAUCCAAUCUAUCACAAGUCGCGAUGGCCCAAGCCCAAGCCCAAGCUCAGGCCCAGAGUCAGAGUCAACCUGCAGGCUCACUCUCGGCCAGUCAGAUUGCCGCCCAAGCGGCUGUAAUGCAGCACCAGCAACAUAGCCGCCAUCGAUCGCAAACCGUCCCUUUUCCCGGGAGCGAGAGUCACGACGCCGCAAAGAGACCAGGUCCAAAACCUAUCUCUGGCCACCGCAGUCCACCAAUGUUAAGCCUAACCGAAGCCAGUGCGCCAAGAGAUAAUGGUUUCGCUGCUCAGGGAUAUCAUAACGGACUGUUAGGGAGUCAUGCCGCCGCUGCCACCGCCGCUGCCAACGUUGUUUUUCCCAGAUCGCCUCAGUCCUCGCCAGGUUUACCACCACCCGAGCAAUCUACACCUACGGCCCCUGCGGUCCCAGAGAAGCCCGCCAAGGCAGAAAAGUCCAAAGUAAAACUAUUUUCCCGGCCCAAAAAGAUUGAGAUCAAAGGCGAUACAAAAGAACGACCAUUACCGAGCCCCGGAAAAAUUGGCUCUGCGUUGGCCUCACUACAGCGCGGCAACUUCAGCACAACUAGUCUAGCGGAUUCACAAUCGUUCUAUAGCCUAGGCAAUUCAUCUGCCGCAACUAUUCGGCCAGUUGAUUCGCCCAUAGAAGGCAAGGAGAAAGAUAAGGAAAAGAAACACCAUUUUCUAUCAAGACAAAAACAUAAACUAGGUGGCAAGGAUGAUUAUCAUCUCCCGCUUUCCUCUGCUGCUAGCAAUUCUCGGCCCGUUGAUCCUCAUGCACCCUCGAGUUUAUACAACUUUAACUUGCCGCCAAGUCCAGGCCCGAACAAUAAUCUCGGCAAAAGCGUCAGUGGUCUCGAUCUACGGCAUGGAGGACGCGCAUUACGCGAGAAGAAGAAAGAAGACGAGGGCUCCUUUGCUGCUGGUUCCGAAUGGCCCGGGCCCGGUAGUCUGGGAUCAGCGGCGGCUACCACACACUCUUAUCUUUCUGACCCUAUCGAUUCGGGUAAAUAUGGCCUUCACAACAUGUCCCUCGAUGAUGCCUGGCCCUAUCUUAGGGCAAAGCUACUAGUCAUCUUCGAGGGGGAGGACCUGCGAUUGCCAGUAGAAGAUUUUAAUCGCGUUGUAACUAUGCAUAUCCAAUACUGCAUACAACGUCGCUCCGCUCAUAUCAUCAUCGACGAUCUCAGAGAUCUUCUCUCAACAGGCUUCGCUUCGCUUGACCAUACAUUACGUAAAACCCCCGAGGAUAGGUUAAUACCUUCGCUGGUGGAGUUAUGGAUCUUCACAUUUACGAGUAUACUACCUUAUAUGCAGGCCGUUUUCCUCCCCCUAGAUUUGGAAUUUUCCGGCUGCGGAUCUAUAUUAACGCCGGAGCAGGCGCGGGACUUUUGGGGCGGCGUAGUAGCAGACUCGGCAGCGCCUGACCCUCACCACCAAGGUCCAAAUUUCGAGGCCCAUCUCUCGCCAGCUUCGAGUGUUCUUGAUGUGCGACGGCUUGUGCUCAUUUCAUAUCGGAAUUCCCUAAUCUUACCUAGAUACGAGAAGUUGAAGACCAUCUUUUCGCGCCUAUCCCUUGAGCAUCUACCGUCCUCCCUUGCUUCUCUUGCGCUGGCGUCACCGCCACUCCUUAAUGAUAGUGUCGCUUCGCUCUCUACUUCGCCAAGUGAUGGGCCCUCAGGCCGCCCUGGAACAGCCAUGUCAUUGGACCCCAGCGUUGCAAGCUACAAUUCAACCUCUACGACAGUGUUCGGGAAUGACUCCAACCCAUCGCGAAGCCGUGCCAUUAGUAAUGUAUCCUUUGGUAGCGGCGUGUCCGACCCAACAUCCGCUGGUACCGGAAGUCUUCUCAGACCCUUUACGCCGCAAACUAGAGACGGCAGCGAUCGCGGUGGUAGGGAAAUCCUGGGUAGUGUGCGAGAGCAGAACGUGGAAGACAGCAAACAGGUUACGGAAAUGGUUGGGCGUAUGCUUCAAUGCAUGAGUGUGCUUGCAAGCGUCGACACAGGCGUCAACGCAAAUAGUGCAGAUGAAGCGAGCAAAAUGGUAGCCGAGUUGGGUCGAUUACUCAAGUUGAAUUGGUUAGGAAGAGGUCGGACAGGUAGGAACCGAAGAGGUAUGGUAGGUGGGAGGGUUAAGAGACAGGAAAAGAAUAAUUCUAUCAGCGGUAUAUUAAGAGAAGGGAUACACGAAGGUGUUGAGGUGAAUUGAUUUCGAAUUAGUGUAUGUAACGAUGGAUAUAAAACACCAGCAAUUUGGUCAGAGGCAUGGGAUUUGUUGGAUCGAUCAUCAGUUAGGAUGGGCAUCACGGUCACGAGAAAAAUGAGGUCCAAAACGGAAUAUUGGAAUUAAGUUUACUUCGGAUAUACAUUUAGCUCAUUAUAACAAAUGCAAUGUGGAUUGGGAGUGUACACGCGCGAAUAAAUAUCGCUCAGUCUAUCGCCAGGUCCAACACGGCCAAUUAAAAACACUAUGAAAAUGCGGUUAGCCAAUAAUUCGGUUUGAUAAAACGGUCAUAAUGAUUUAGGCGGGAAUUGGCAUUGUUUAGGUCAGACAUCCAAGGAAGGUUAUAUGCCCUCAUCUGCUUCGCAAAAGGCUCUGAGU